UACCGACACUGUAAGACGACUUGCUGUCUGAAAGGCGAUUGCGUCUUUGCGUCUUUGCGUCUUUGGGUUGCUAAACUGUUACUGUCAACAUGCAUUUGGAGAUUAUCGAGACAACUCGCUUAGGAAAACGCCACCAUCAUGGAUCAUGCACGAGACGCAGUCGGGUAAGCAUGUGACGGCUGAAAGUGGGACACCUGAACUUGGCAUCAGCUGGCUUUCAGCUCUUGCCAAUUCACACUUCGAUCUUUGUAAUCGGGCACGACUCUUUCUCCAUAGGCAGAUCUCGCGAAGCAAGAACGAUGAUGACAUGACGUCGCUAAAUACCGACCGGCUGCUGCAGCCUUACGCGUACCGUCCUCUAAGAUCUGGGCUAAACAACAUCCGACUCUUACAGAUUCUACCUGGGACAGGUAGUACAGAGAUAUUUUGUCAGGUUUUUCAGUACACUUUGAGAAUUGAGAAAGCCUUUGGACUCUAUGAGGCAUUGUCUUACGUCUGGGGCGAUGCAUCUGACCCCCAGCAGAUCUGGGUGAAGAAUGCGGAGGACGAACAUUACUGCACUUUCAUGGUCACUCGGAAUCUGUACGGUGCUCUUCAUCGGUUGCGAGACGCUGAUCUGCCACGAACAGUCUGGAUCGAUGCUGUUUGCAUCAAUCAAGAUAAUCUCGAAGAACGCGCAUCGCAGGUCCAGAUCAUGGCAAGAAUCUACGCAUAUGCAGUCAGUGUUACCGUAUGGCUCGGUGAAGAAGCGGACGAUAGCUCAAACGUGCUGAGCUUGUUGCGGCGCAUUGUAGCUCAGGAUCUCAAAUAUUCGUACAACUGGCGAGCAGUAGCGGAGUCCAUGCUUUCCCCUGCUGCUGACGCGAUCGUGGCGUUGUUGGGUCGAUCAUGGUUCCGAAGAGCCUGGGUUGUACAGGAAGCAGCAGUCGCUAGAGUUGUGUCAGUGACUUGUGGUGAUGCUGAAACUACCGGAGCGAUAUUCGCCUCUGGCAUGGAAUUAGCCUUCUCGCUGCUAAGAGAUAAAUUCAAACAGCAUGAGGCAAUCCCACCUGUCUUGAUGUUUAUGGAUCAAAGCAACGGGGCCUUCCCAUUACUACAAAAGUUGGCAGAUCUACAUACGACAAGUAUUAUACCGUCGUUCAACGUUCUCCCCCUCGGAGACUUGCUUAGAUUAUUCCAGAACCACGAGGCGACCGAUAAACGCGACAAAAUCUACGCUCUUCUGGGACUGAGCUCUGACAAUGAUGUCUCUCCUGAUCUACGACCGGACUACACAAAAGGCUGGAUGACUUUGUUCCGACAAAUCAUUGCACAUGUUCUAGGACCAGGGGCAGUUGCAUGCACCUGGGACGACAAAGAACACGCCGUGAUAUCUGAGAUAGGUAGCGUCAUGGGAACAAUCUCCAAGGGACUGGGAGGCAACCUGACUGUUGUUUCUCCUAUCUUUGGUAGCAACUCCGAAGUUGUGUACAGCUGGAGAGCAUCAUGGCGCGUAUCACAUGAUGCUGGUAGCGUGCAGCAUGGGGAUAUAUUGGUUUUCUUCCAAAACGCUCGCCGUCCAAGUCUCAUCCGACCAUGCGGCGAUCACUUCGACAUUGUCAUGAUAUCGCUUCCAGCGCCUCCUGUCGUCGUAGUCGAGCAAUCCCCUCGGAGUGAGAGUUGGGAAGAUCUGCACGUCCGGUGGGAAGAGUUUGCCCCGGGAGCGAGAAGAUCAAGCAGGAAAUUCGACCUUGUUUGGGACUGGACAGCCGAUCAUGAUCAAGAUUCGAAGGCUCACAAGGCUCUACUCAACUCGUGUGAAAAUCCUAGAUCAAGCGAAACAGAGAGACGGUUCAACACUGCACGCGUACUUGACGAUCUUCUUAGUUUUGCCCGCUUGGCUGCACUGCUUCGAGAACGGCCAGAUCCUUCCAAUUUUGGACCGAUGGAGAAACACUUUAUCUUACUCGACCACGUGUUAGCGAACUGGCCAGAAUAUCUUCAUAUGAAAGGAUACUUUGCUACCUUACACUGGUGUAUGUGGUCGUUGCACGCCCCCAUAAAUCUGGACUAUCUCUUGGACUAUUGGCACCACGCAGGACCUUUAACACCGGAUCUGUUUGAAAUAGUGGAGCUUGUAGAAGCCAAUGUCGGUCAUGUGGCGCGAUUGAAACCUGGAUACCGAUACACCUGCAUGCAAAUUGAGCCUUGGCAACACGUACUGUAUCCUUUGAUUUUUCCGACAUACUCCCUACCGAUGGCAUAUGACCAAGAAGCAACUGGUGUAGUAGGUACGAUCUCUCCGCACAAUAGUCUCUAUCUUAUGAGACUUGUGCUUGCAAGCCAAACGUCUUUCCAGAACCCGCCCGAGACAGUCCUCGAAAGAAUAUAUCACGAUCCUAUACUCGGCGACAAAUUCCAUUACAUUAUCUUGAUGCUCAUGGAACACCGCUUCACUCACCUCGACGUUGACUUCUAUGUGGAUCUUGCGACGCAACGGCUUGACGCAGAUGUACACCACGCUCUUCUCGGCGUCCUAUUUGUUGAGCUGGCCCACAACCCCGGAGCAACGUACUUCUUUCUCAACUCUUUGCUACAGUUACAACUUACCCACAGAGAGCAGGCACGACUGUGGAACGACGUGCUAAGAAACAAUAUGGAAACGCUCACCUUCCAUUUUCGCAACACGGUCCUAUGCAAGCUGGAGAUGGCCGCAUGGGGUAGUGCACGUGGUUUAACACAUUCUGUUCUCAGGGUUUUCGACGACUGCCUGAAGGGGAACAGUACAGAAUGGGAUUGGCCAGAGGCAUUGUCGCUACAUAAUACCGCAAGAUUAUACACAGUUGAGACCUUAGCGAGAUGGACACAGAAAGUGCUUCUGUAUGAGAUAGCGCGUCACAAUCAACGUAAGGAUGCGGCUCCGCGGAGACGUCAACGCAGGUACUCGAUUGCGGGCUCAGAUGUAUCGCAAAUUAGCUCUGAGGCAGCGCUCUCGUCUGUAGCUUGAAGUUUUGGGCAUUUACGACAACUUGCUGCAACCCCGAUCAUCAUAAUAUACAGCCUUUGCAUCAACUCAUUUGUGCGAAUACAAAUAUUGGUUGAGCAACUUGUGUGGACGCCUGAGGAUCAAUAUGUAGAGACCUCUUGAGAAU
This is a messenger RNA of Boeremia exigua, 3131 nucleotides long. Its product is annotated as heterokaryon incompatibility protein-domain-containing protein. The transcript has 2 exons. The record is from RefSeq and is a predicted model, not a curated record. Bases 146 to 2986 code for a protein of 946 amino acids. NCBI's taxonomy places the organism in Eukaryota, Fungi, Ascomycota, Dothideomycetes, Pleosporales, Didymellaceae.